Copidosoma floridanum is the source of this 2550-nucleotide messenger RNA. RefSeq names its product monocyte to macrophage differentiation factor 2. The record is from RefSeq and is a predicted model, not a curated record. Lineage: Eukaryota; Metazoa; Arthropoda; Insecta; Hymenoptera; Encyrtidae. Gene Ontology annotation, cellular component: membrane. Gene Ontology annotation, molecular function: pore-forming activity.
GUACAUAUUAUACCGUGUAUCGAUCGCCAAAAGUGCGCGUCUCAGGUUUGCCGAUGCCAAAAAACUUGAGCUCCGCCAGUCGCUCGCCCGCCUACGCUGUGUAUAGUUGAGAUCGAGAGGAGCUCUUAUCCGCGCUCCAUUUCGCCGAUUUUCGUUGUGAUCGAGUGUGUUGUGUCGCGUGUGUUAUACAACGUUAAAUCGAAAAUAUUCAACUCCGCGCUAUGGGGAUAAGUAUGACCGGGAGCACAAUAGAUCACCCGAUACAUGCGUAUUGGGCGACGAUAAAUUUGAUAACCCAUCACUGUAUCACAUCGUCAAACCCGAGCAAAUGUCUCCAUCCCACAGGAAUGUCGGCCACUUAGCCUUUGUGGUUGUUAACGAUGACGGAAAAGUCGUAAUGGCAUCACUUCAAUGGGGCUGUUAAUAGAACCCUGCAAAUGCGUCGACUCAAGGAAGUGAAAUGGAUGAAUCCAAAGGCGUGCACGAACCAGGCGUACGUGCCAACUUUCGUGGAGCACGUGGCGAACGUCGUGAGCCACGGGAUAUGGAUCGUCCCGGCUUUCCUCGGUGCCCUCGAGCUCAUCGAGCGCGCCUCGACGUGGCCCAAGCUACUCUCCGCCCUCAUCUACGGCACCUCCCUCUCGCUCCUAUUCAUCGUCUCCACCGUCUUCCACGGCAUUCACUACUGCUUCCACAAAGGAAAGUUGACGAGUUUGAAGGACGUAUUGCACCGGUGCGACCGCGCGAUGAUCUACGUGUUCAUAGCGGCCAGUUACUUCCCGUGGCUGAACCACGAGCCGUUCCAAGUUGACGUGUUACUACCCACGACGCGCAUCCUCAUCUGGAUCAUGGCCGCGGUCGGCAUACUCUACCAACAGAUCUUCCACGAGCGCUACAAGUGGCUCGAGACCCUAUUUUACGUCAUCAUGGGCCUCGGGCCCAGCGUCGCCAUAGUCGGCAUCUCCAUGCUUUCGAACGCGUCAGGAGCAGCACGGAUAAUCACCGAGUACGACAACAUAGCCGAACUGAAGCUGGGCGGUCUCGCCUAUCUGGUGGGCAUAGUGUUUUUCAAGGCGGACGGCAGGAUCCCGUGCGCCCACGCAAUCUGGCACCUGUUCGUCGCGGUGGGCGCUGGUUUCCACUACCUGGCGAUACUCCGUCACCUCUACCCGGACUCCGAGGUGCCGAUCUUGAGUUCCGGCGAGCGCCUGCUCGGCUUCUUCGCGACUCGCACCGAGUUUUAGCAUAUAAUAUAUACAUACAUACAUAUAUUAUAAAAUACGUACUACGGCACGACCAUACAUUUUAUUUUUACUAUACGUAUAUAUAUACAUACAUAUACUUAUGUGCCACACGUGCUCGUGUACUGUACUGCGUUUUAUUAUUAUUUGUGUAUGCAUAAUAUACGUCAACGUAAAUCAAUGAUGUAGGUAAUAUUAUAUACUAUAUACAGAUGCCAAAGCCGAGAUGCGUAUAUAAGCAUGGGUCGUUGGAGAGCCGAUGCGUGGGACGUCUCGACGCGUUUUCCGGUUUCUUUUUUUUUUUUUUUCCCCUAACCGCAUUUGAUACGCGAAUAAAGAUUUUCGACUGGAACAAUUAGCUUUGUGGGUGUAUUAUACGUAUACGGAAACGUGAAAUUUAUUUGUACGAUAUUUUCUGACGUCUUCGUGGAGCAGUUGAGACAACCUCGGUCGGCUCUCGAACCCUACGCGGAUCGUUAUACCCUAUAUAGUAACAAUUUUAACAAAAAGCUCGAUAGAAUCGGAAUCUUUUGUACGCCAAAAAUGAUGACGAUAAUAGCUUUUGCACGUAUAUACUUUUACUUCCGUACAUUCCAAGGCAACUUCGUGUCAUCACCUGAAUCAUACUACAAGAGUGGAGUUUAUCGAAAGAAUUGAUUUUUUAAUCAUUUUUUCACGGAUAAUGGUGUGAGUUACUUAAAAAAAAAAAAAAAAGUCUGCUGAACUGAAUCAAAGCUAAUAUCUUUCUGUAAAAAAUGUACAUGUAAAAGUACUUUCUUGUACGUUGUGUAGCUGAUUGUUUGUCACGCAAUAAGAAAAAAUAAUUUUAAAAACUGUUGUGAUACGCAUGAUGGUUGCGACAAACGAUAGCACGAUGAAUUAAUAGUUAAACAGGGAGUGUAUGACGAAUCAUCUAACGAGGAUGAAAAAGGGGAUUUACUUGGAUCUCGUUUUUGUAAAUUCACUUUCUGAAUGAAUGUAGGUGCGACACGAGCAUAUUUUCUUGCAUUCCAAUUUUUUGGAGUUGAGUUUAUUUUUAACAUUAAAUUAUUGUAGCAAUGAUUACUUGUUUGCUCUUUUGAAAAAGGGUGAACUGGUCGUGUACAAAAUCAAAUUUAGUAUAGUGAUUUUUAUGACCAGAAGAGAAAUCGCUAGUGUGAUAGUAUGAUAUUUUAAUAUUUAUUUUAAAAAUACUUAUAAAUAAUUAUCGUUUCUCAUCGACUCAUCGAUCCCCACCCUUCCCUGAAAAUAAUAUUGAAAGUAAAGAUUGGGAAUAAAAACACAAGUAUUUCUAAAUUAAAAUAUAAGU